Molecule: messenger RNA, 1583 nt
Organism: Bombus huntii
Lineage: Eukaryota; Metazoa; Arthropoda; Insecta; Hymenoptera; Apidae
Exons: 3
Coding region: 13-1077 (354 amino acids)
Biological process (GO): transcription by RNA polymerase III
Cellular component (GO): transcription factor TFIIIC complex
Source: RefSeq, a predicted model, not a curated record
UCAGUAAGAAUCAUGAGUAAUAUGCAUAUAAUCACUACGGAAAUGGACGAAGAAAUAUCCGCAGAUGAGGAAGAAAUUCUUGUAUAUGUAGAAUUUGAAGGGCUUGUUGAUGGUAAUGUGUUUAGUGAAAAAGAAUUACGAUUGGAUAUGAUCGGUAUAGAUACGGAACAUCCUAUAAUGCAAAUUAAUGGAAAGUUUUAUGAGGGUUCCUAUGAAGAUGUUGUUGGUACUUAUAUGUUUUUUACAAAAAAUGAUAAUCCCAUGAUAGAUGACCCUGUCUUUGAUGCUGCUCCAAAUUUUCAAUAUUUUGCUAAAACCAGAAAAUGUCUAAAAAUGCAAAGAAUCUUUACAAAAUCUAGAACAGAAGUUCUAGGUGAUUCUGAAAAUAAUGAGUGUAUUCCAAAUCCAAAUACACUUAAACAAGCAGGAAUACCUUUUCAAUAUCAAGAAGAAGCUCUUUUAUUUUGGAAGACUCUGCGAGAUAAUAGGUUAAAUGCAUUACAUUCAUAUUUAGAAAAACAACGAAUCAGACAAGAAAAAAAAUCUCAAGGUAUAAUAUUAGAGUCUGAGUCUGAUGAGGAUAAUCCAUUUGCUAUAUAUAACCAUAAGGAUGAAGUCUCUAAUUUUAAUAAGUCUAUUCAUGUUGAUGCAAAGAAGGAAUUAAGUUACUGUGAUAAUCAAAUUGAUUCAAAAUGUAUGUAUCCUAACGAAAUUAAUGAUCAAACUUCAAACACCACUGAAGACAAUUGUUAUGAAAAUCGAAAGAAACAUAAAAUUUCAUUAGAAUCUGAAUCUUCAGUCUCAAAAAAUGAUAAUCAUUGUUUAAUGAGAUCUGUAAAAGGUUAUAAGACUAAGCUAGCUCGAAACAAACAACUAAGUGUGAGUCGAAAUAGACAAAGCAAAGAAUUUAAAACGAAACGUAUCUUAUUAGAAAAACAUAUGGAUGAUGAUGAAGUGUCAAGUUUGAAAGACACAUCUGAUAAGUCUAAUAUUGCUAAAAGUUUUAAUUCAUUAGAAAUUAAUGAAAAUGAAAAUACAGAAGGAAAUAACAGAUGUGAGAUCAUAUCAAAUGAUUAAAUAAAUCCAUAAAAUGUCAAAAUUAUAAAAAAACUUAAAUGAGAAGGAAAGAUGAAAGAAAUUUCACAAUAAUUAAAAUAGUUGCAAAAGGACAUUUUCAAUCGCAUGCAACAAUAAAUUAACAGGAAUGUACAUAAAGUUAUUGCGAAUAUGUCUAUAAAUUAAAUAAUAUACAAUAACGUAGUUAAUAUCACUGAUAUUCAUUCAAAUGAAUAACAUUUAUUUAUUUCUUAAUCUAUAUUGCUUAAUUCUACUUUUCUAACUUAAUCUAAAAUUAAUAUAGUGGUACUUCUAUACUAUACUUAUUUAUCAAAACAUAACAAAGUAAGAAGAUAUUUCUAAACAAUAUGUUUCAACAAAAUAUUAUCAGUUUCUAUUAUUAUAUACCAAAUAGAGUGUACUUUAUUUAAAUUAAUUUUCAAAUACUGAAUUACUUUUUAACAUUACAUUGUAUUAUAUUAGUCAAUCAAUUAAUAUAUAUAAAGAAAUCAAAUUUUUCAAUGCUG